Messenger RNA from Trichomycterus rosablanca, 2046 nucleotides. It is a transcript of the gene ush1c, whose product is annotated as Usher syndrome 1C. Gene Ontology annotation, biological process: retinal cone cell development; inner ear receptor cell stereocilium organization; inner ear morphogenesis. Lineage: Eukaryota; Metazoa; Chordata; Actinopteri; Siluriformes; Trichomycteridae. Gene Ontology annotation, molecular function: protein binding. The record is from RefSeq and is a predicted model, not a curated record. The transcript has 22 exons. The coding region runs from base 31 to 1782 and encodes 583 amino acids. Gene Ontology annotation, cellular component: stereocilium tip; plasma membrane; photoreceptor inner segment.
AAACACUAAAUACUACCUAAAUAUCCUAACAUGGAGAGAAAAGUAGCUCGAGAAUUUCGACACAAGGUUGAGUUGCUAAUUGAUAAUGAGGCAGAGAAGGAUUACCUGUAUGACGUUCUGCGCAUGUAUCAUCAGUCUAUGGACUUGCCUGUCUUGGUGGGGGACCUGAAGUUGGUCAUCAAUGAACCAAACCGCCUGCCUCUGUUUGAUGCUAUUCGCCCGCUUAUCCCUCUCAAACACCAGGUGGAGUAUGACAACCUCACACCAAAGAGAUCCAGGAAGCUGAAGGAGGUGCGCUUGGACCGGACUCACCCUGAGGGCCUGGGUCUAAGUGUACGAGGUGGCCUAGAGUUUGGCUGUGGACUCUUCAUCUCACAGAUCAUAAAAGAUGGACAGGCUGGAAAUGUGGGCCUGCAGGUUGGGGAUGAGAUUGUGCGUAUCAAUGGCUAUUCCAUCUCCUCUUGCAUUCACGAAGAGGUUAUCAACCUUAUCAAGACCAAGAAGAUUGUGUCCCUUAAAGUCAGAUAUGUGGGAAUGAUUCCAGUAAAAAGUUCCCCCAAUGAACCUCUAAAAUGGCAGUUUGUGGAUCAGUUUGUGUCUGAAUCCGGGGAGAAGAAAACCAGCAUGGCUGGCCUUGCCUCCAUUGGAGGAAAAGAAAUCAAGGAGAAGAAAGUAUUCCUCAGUCUGGUUGGCACAAAAGGCAUGGGCAUUAGCAUCUCAAGUGGACCUACACAAAAACCUGGGAUCUACAUCAGCAAUGUAAAGCCUGGCUCUUUGUCUGCAGAAGUGGGAUUACAGGUUGGAGAUCAGAUUGUUGAGGUUAACGGAGUGGAUUUUACUAACGUGGAGCACAAGGAGGCAGUUCAAGUGUUGAAGAGCAGCAGAAGUCUAACAAUCACAGUCCUCACUGGAGCUGGCAGUGAGUUGUUUAUGACAGAUGAAGAGAAGCUGGCAGCGGAAGCUCGGCGAGAGCUGGAGCGCCAGAAGCUCAUGAAUCAGAAGAAAGUAGCUCUGGAGACCAACAAGAUCAUCAAAGAACAGCAGGAGAAAGAGCGACAAAGAAAGAUGGAGAUAUCUCAAAAAACUGCAGAGGAAGAGGAACGAUACCGGAAGGAGAUGCAAAGGAUUGAGGCAGAAGAGAAAAAGCACAACAAGGACUGGGAGGAGGAUUGGGGUUCAAGAGAAAAGUCCAAAACCAUAUCACGUUCUCCUUCUCCACCUCCAUCCUGUUCACCUCCUCCAUCCAAGCCCAAAAGUUCAGCUGCUGAAGCUGACAGUGAUGAGGAAGAAAAUGAGAGCAGAGAUGGAUUCCAGAAAUAUGUGGACAACUUUGAUCCUUAUUCCAUGUUCACCCCUGAGCAGAUAGCAGGUAGAGAUGUACGGCUACUGAGAAUCAAAAAGGAGGGUCCACUGGAUCUGGCUGUGGAAGGAGGAAUAGACUCUCCACUUGGAAAACUUGUGGUUUCAACCAUCUAUGAAGGAGGCUCAGCAGACAAGCAUGGUGGAGUGGUGGCAGGUGAUGAAAUCAUGGCAGUCAAUGGAAAAAUUUUAACAGAUGUGACCCUAACUGAAGGACAAAAUGCUUUAGCACGAUCCUGGAACAGUGGAGGGGACUGGAUUGACCUGGUGAUUGCUGUCUCUCCACCAAAAGACUAUGAAGAUGAAGUCCCUAAAGCAGCAUCAGUCAGUACCACUGCAAACAGAAAGGUUUUCCAGGGCAGUGCAUCUGUGUAUAGGCAGGGCUAUGUGCUACAGACGAAAGCACCUCGGCCCCCGUCCUGAUCAGCUACACACUCGACAUUCUUCUAAGCCUGGUCACAAGUUGGGAACACUGGCACAGAUUCAACUCCUUUUCACAGUACUAUAAUGUGUACUAUAAUUAUGUACAGCCAGUAUACAUGUUGAUGUAGUAAAAGCAAAAGAUUAAAUGUCUUGUCAUGUAUGUCUUGGAAUUCAUUAUGAACUGUAGUUUACAUGUUAAAGAUCGGGGCAUAAAAGAUCUGUUAAAAGCACACAAACGUUUUCUCAAUAGCUUUUGUAGGCCAA